AUGCUCAUCUUUCUGCUGCAAUUUCUUUUUUCCCAAUCCGCAUAUGUAAAUACCACUUACCCUUAUAGCUGCUUUACAGAUGGCUCCUUUUGUUCUUACUAUAAUCUAAAUGACGGCAUCUGUGACCCUCUCUGUAUGUCAGCCCCUUGCAACUACGAUUCUUACGAUAUGUCCACUUUAACAUACGAAGAAAGAUUUUCCAAAUCAGACUGCUUUGACUUCUGCGUCCAAAAUGGCUGCAACACCACUGAACUUUCCAAUGGAAUCUGCGAAAAUAACAACUGUAAUACUGCUGAAUGUGGCUGAGAAUUAGGCGACUGUGGUUUUUGCAAUCAAAAUUGCUUUGAAAAUAUGCUAGGCGAUGGAGUUUGUGAUGAAGAAUGCAAUACUCGUGCUUGCAUGUAUGAUAAUAAUGACUGUGGAUGAUGUGCUGAAAGCUGUUUUAAGGGUGAGACGUGCAGCAGGGCUGGUGAAGCAGGAGUUGAUAGAAGGCUUGGACGGGGCUGACCCGUGCCAAGAUGGCUCGCCUACGUCAUCAGUUUUGCCAUAGGCCCUUUUGGGCUGCGGCACUAGACACCUUAAACACCAGAUAAUUAAGUAAGUAAGAAAGCUGUUUUUUUAAAGAUGAUUUAUAUGGAAAUUCAACGGAAUGCAAAAAGGAAUGUGAUAAUAAAGAAUGCCUAUAUGGGAACUAUAAAUGCACAGAUAAAUUUUGUGCCCCAGAUUGCCCGCCUGACUACUUAAAUGAUACUGUUUGUGAUAUAGUCUGCAAUAAUGAAGACUGCAAUUGAGAUAAUGGAGACUGCUUAUGUUCCCCGAACUGUACUGAAACUGCAUUAAAUGAGAUAGAUUGUAAGGAAAAUGACCCUUGUGAUAAUAAAAAUUGUAAUUUUAAAAAUAAAAUCUGUGGAGAUUGUGCAAGUGGGUGUUUUAAUAGUAUGCUUGGCGACGGGACUUGUGAUGAAAAAUGCAAUAAUUUUGACUGUGAGUAUGAUUAUGGAGACUGUGGGUGUGCCCCAGGGUGCAGCUCUUAUUACAAUUUUACAAUGCAGGAUUGAGUAUGAGACAUGUCUGACCCAUGCAAAGAAAGCUGCCUUGUACCAAGCUGCUUAUAUAAUUAUGGAGUCUGCAAUGACGAUUUUUAUAUCCAAAGAUCAAUUAUUUACCAAGUCAUAACAAAUAACCAGUCAGCUUAUUUUCAAAAUUCGACCUGUAUGGAAAAAAAUGAAAAAUGUACUGAAGAUAUAAUGAGAAAGGAAAAUAAAGGAAAAAAAUGUGGCCAAAAUCAGGAAUGUGAUAUUAAGGAGUGUGGGCUUUGUAUGGGGUAUUUAACUGAUAAAGAUACGUGUUCAAAUGGAUGCAUGAGGUGUGGAGAAGAUAUAAAUCAAUGCAUUCAGUGCAACGGGCUACAAGUUUGUGGGAAUUGUAUAGCUAAUAUAUAGGAAUUGCCCGAGGAUGGCGCUAUCUUGCGCCAUCCUCGGGCAAUUGAAAAAAUGGCCCCACACUGGGAAUUGAACCCACGUGUGGGGCCAUUUUUGGUGCGUGGAAGUCGAUGUUCUACACACACCAAAAAUGGCCCCACACGUGGGUUCAAUUCCCGGUGUGGGGCCAUUUUUGAAUUGCCCGAGGAUGGCGCAAGAUAGCGCCAUCCUCGGGCAAUUAGUAUAUCAUGCCCUCCUGGGUUUAUGAAAUAUGAAAAUUUUACUGCUUGGGAUUUGUGCUUACCAGUUCCUAAAAAUAACAACCAUAAAUUUUUCGAAAAUAUUUGAGUGAGAGCUCCAAAUAAAAAUGAGACUGAUAAUAUAGGAAGUGGGACUGAAAAAAAUCCGUAUAACUCUCUUUCAUAUGCGUUUAUGCAUGUUUCUCAAAAAUAUACAAAAAUUAAUCUCUUCAACGAUAGCCAUCCUUAUUUAAGACCUAGCUACCAAAACCCCCUUGCACAAAGCCCUUAUGACCCUUUAAUGAGAAGCAUCAACCUAAACUGGAAACUAAUCAUCAUUCAAAGCGCUAAUAAGAACAACCCAGCAAUGAUUUCUUUUGAAGAACCCCGCAUGAUGAUCCACUCCAAUGCCAAAAAAUUAGUCAUCAGCGACAUCUAUAGCUCAUGCACCUUAAUAGAUCUCUAUACCCCAGCAGAAUGCCCACCAGAAAAAAUAUGGUACAGGGCACCUGCAUUAUACAGUAUAAGUCUGAUUAGGUACCUUAAAACCAUAAAUGGAGACUUGUCAUUUUCGUUUUUACUUUUUCAAAAAAGCUGAACUGCACAAAUUAAUUUUGGAAGUUAAAAUGGAUGGCCAAUAAUGAUCUAAAUAUUUUCAGGGGCUAUAUUUAUCAGGCCAAAAAUCAUUAAAGCCGAACUGCACCUUCAAAAACUGCACCUAUUGCCCCUAUUUUUUAACACCUGAUGGAAAAUGAUAUAUGAACGACCAAUAUUAUAUAAUCAAAAACAUUACAGAUUUUCCUCAAAAUUGCACAGAUAAUUAUGAUUUAAUUAUUAUCCAAGUCGACAGUGGCUCAUCAUUGGAAAUUUCCAGUUCAUUUAUUACGAAUUUUCAAGAGCAGUAUAAAGCUUUUAUUAUGUCAAUGGGGUCUGUUAACCUUACUAACGUUACUUUUUAUAGGAUGCAGGCUAGUCCUUUACCUCAGUCAGCAAUUAUUGUGAUGAACUGUCUUACAAAUUGUAAAGGAGUGUCUUUUAAUUUUAAUACUGGCAGUGUUUACUAUAUAAACUGAGGCUACGAGUACCGAGAUGGCUUAGAACAAAGCGGAUUUUUUUAUUCAAAUGGCAUAGAUAGUGUCAUUAUAUAUAAUGUCACUUUUGAGUACAACAUGGCAAUCAGCGGGUUUUCUGCUAACAAUUUCAAUAAAUUUAUAGAAAUUAUCAACUCUAUAGGAGUUGUUACCAUUGAUAACUGCUGGUUUGGCAUAAAUCUGGUGAAUUAUUUAAUUUAUAUAGACUCCCAAUCUUUAGCAUACACAGACUAUGAUCUUGAUAAAACCUACACAGCCCAUGUAUAUGACCAAAUCGCUUUUUCACUUACAAAUACCCAAAUUCUUUCUAUUUACAGCUAUUUGACACUUAUAACUCAUCUAAUGGGACAUGCUACCCAAAAUAUCAACAUAGACACCGUCAAUUUCUCCAACAUCACAGCAGGAGGAAACGGGCUUUUAUAUAUUGAUAGUCAAAAUAAACUGACAAAAUCUGAAUAUGACGGAGAGGUUAGUUAUGUCACAAGUGCAGGGGUAAGAGCUUCAGUUAUAAUAAACAAAAGAUCAAUAAAUGUGACUAGCGUAAAUAUCAAUUAUGUGUAUAGUGGAUAUUAUUUGCUACAUAUAGGACAGAUGCCGAAUGUAAAAAUAUCAAAUUUAAAUGUGGAGAAUUCAGGUGACGGCUAUAAACUAGCACCAAAUGAUCAGGUACUUGAGCAGAUAAUUAAUGAUCCUGAUUCUUAUAUACUACACCCUUUAUUUGACUAUGAAAUUGCAGACGCAAGCUGUACCUAUGGAAUCCAUAUUACUCACCCUUAUAGAAUUUCAAUAACUGACACUUAUAUACGAAAUAGUACCUGCAAAGCUAAUUCGGGAGGUAUUUAUAUAUCUGAUGGAGAUGGGGAUUCUUACUUGAAUCACACAACAGUUUAUGAUAUGAAUAAUAAUAUUUCCUCUGGAGCUGCUAUAGAAAUGAAAAAUAUAGCUGGAACUAUGGAAAUUUAUUCACUUUAUUUUUCAGAAAUCGCAUAUCCGAGUGGAGGAGGACUGAGGGUUUCUGAUUCUAACAAUUUUACAAUAAAUACCAUUUAUGCCCUUAAUGUUCUUACUGGAUUUGAAGGGGCUUUAAAUUUCGAUAGAAUCAUUUAUCUAAAUAUAACAGAUUUUACAUGUGAAAACUGCGAAACAUUCAGUGGAAAUGGUGGCGCUUUAGGAUAUUCUCCUAAAUUUUUGAAUCUUGCUUAUCCUGUAUUACAGCUGACCAAUUCUUCUUUUACCAAUUGCACUGCGCUAAGUGGUGUAGGUGGAGCAAUUUAUAUAGAAAGUGUCAGCUGAAACGUAGCUAUUGACAUCUUUAUUUCUGAUAUCUCUAUAGAUUCAUGCCGAAGUAGUAACGGAGCCGGAAUUUAUAUAUCAAACAGAAUUUCUUUUCAUAAUGCGACUAUAAAAAAUAUCAAUAUUACCAGCUCAUGGUCAGAAAAUGGAGCUGUGUUAUUCGAUGGGCAUUAUAAUGGGUUUCUUUUAAUCGAUAAUUAUCAAGCAAAACAAAACAAAGGGAUUUACUGUGGGUUUCAAGGCCUUUAUUCAUCAGAUGGACUUAUAUUAGGAAUUUUUAAUACGUCUUUUGAUAAUUGCACUUGUGAUGGGAUGACGAUGUAUAUAAGUUCAUGGACUUUGGGCACCACAAUUUGAAUAGAAAACACUAAUUUUACUCAGACUUAUCCUGUAAGCCUUUAUGUCUCAAAAUCAGUUGUAAUUGGAAAUAAUUUAUAUUUUUAUAAAAAUUAUAACUCAUUGAAAAUAAGUGAUUAUGGCCAAGCAACAAUAACCAAUGCGACAUUUCUAAAUAAUGAAGGAACCUCUGCAUAUAUCACACUUUCAAGUACACUUGCAUGUACAAACUGCCAAUUUCUGUCAAAUUCUAUUGAUUCUACAAUUGUCGUUGAUCAGCAGUCAUCAAUAACUAUACAAGAUUCUUCAAUUGUAAGAAAUAACGUAAGCUCGCCAGGCUCAGUGGCAAAUAUUCAAGGUUCACAGCAGGUGAGCACGAUUUAUAAUACUACAAUUAUGAAUAAUUAUUCACAAUUAGGAGCAAAUAUUGAAGUAAUUAACUCGAUUUUGAAUAUUAUUUAUUGCUAUUUUUCAGAAAAUUUAAGCGGCUCUGUAAUUCCUGGAAUUAAUGCAAAUGCAGCUAAAAUAUAUAUAAAUGCAACCUUGUUUGAAAACCAAUAUGGAACGAUGGGUUCUUUUCUCUAUUUAAGCACUGUCAGUGAAGCUACAAUUGAAAAUUCUGAGAUGCGAAAUGGAACUUCUGAACAAGGAGGAGCUAUUUUAAUCUUACUGAGUUCUUUAAAUAUUACAAAUUCGCUAUUUUCAGACAACUUAUCUCAGCAAGGAGGAGUAAUCAAUGGUAUAACUGGGGCUAGCAUAGUUAUAAAAGGCUCAGAAUUUAAUAAUUCCUUUGCUCUUUUAUCAGGCGGCAUAAUUUAUUCCAAUUCGGGGACCUUAGAUAUUUCUCAUAGUUCAUUCGAAACUUUUAAUGCUACAGGAAUUUAUGCUUUUGGCUUAUCAAGGAUUAAUAUAGACAAUACUUUAUUUAGAUAUGGCCUCGGAGAUUAUGGAGGUGUAUUAUAUUCAACCAACACCUUAUCAUGUAAUAUGGAUACAGUUACAUUUGCAAAUAAUACAGCAUGAACUCUUGGGGCAGCUAUUUUUUUCGAAAGGCAAGAUCAAAAUCUAGAAAUUAUCCCUUAUAAUAUUACCAAUACUUAUUUUUUGUAUAAUUCAGCUUAUUUCGGUGGAGCAAUUUACUCAGACAGUGUUUCAAUUAAUUUUACUAAAAGUAUAUUUCUAGAAAAUUAUGCAAAUUCAACUGGAGGGGCUGCAUUUUUAAGAAACAGCUUCGGCGCAACGUAUGAGAUUCAAGAAGGAAACAUAUUUUAUUCAAAUAUAGCUGGAAUUGAGGGUGGAGCAAUAAAAUGGGAUGGGACAAGGCCCAUAAUAAAUUCGAGCAAUAUUUGGUAUAAUAAUUUUGCUGAAUAUGGGAAUGAUAUUGCAAGCUACCCUGUCACUAUGCAAAUGGUGACCCCUUUUCCAGGAAGAUAUCUUGCAGAUAACUAUAUAGAUGGAAUUCCGAUUGUAGGGACCAUUAUAAAUGUAGCCCCAGGGCAAGUGUUCCCACAGCCACUUAAAAUUGAACUAAUAGAUCAGUAUGGUAAUCUAGUAAAUACUGAUAGUACAAGUAUUGGUAAUUUAAAGGCCUAUAAUUCCACAACUGCUAUUUCCGGCGUCACAGAAAUAAUUGCGCAGCAUGGUAUUUUUAACUUCUCAAAUUUCAUUAUUUCCGAAACCCCAGGAUCCAUCGCCAUGAUAGAAAUCUCGACCUCUUCAAUUGACCCAGAAAAGCAGAUAUCCUCCAAUGACUUCACAAACUAUUACGGCACAGUUGUGUUACGAAUUAUGCUGAGAAAUUGCACAUCAGGAGAAUAUGAUACAGGAUCUACCUGCCAAAAAUGUGAAAAAGGAAAAUACAGCUUAAAUCCUAGCACUGAAUGUAAGGCUUGCCCUGAUGGAGCCAAAUGUCUUGGAGGGUCUGUUUUAUUAAUGAAGUCUGGAUAUUGGAGAUCGUCAGGGAAAUCAGAUAAAAUUUAUAAUUGUCCUAAUAGUAACGCAUGUGCAGGGUCAGCUGAUAAUAAUGAUCUGACAGGAUCAUGCGAAACAGUCUAUUAUGGGCAUAUGUGCCAAGCUUGUGAUGAAGGCUACUCUGGGACUUCAAAUAAUAUCUGUAUUAAAUGUCCUGGGGAAGCUGGAAAUAUAAUUGUUCUUAUUUUAAUUGGAACUGUUUUACUUUUAGCAUGUGCAGUUAUCGUAAAAUCUACUUUGGAAUCAGCAUAUCAGCCACAAAAUGUUUAUUCGGUGUAUUUAAAAAUAUUCACAAAUUAUAUUCAACUUGUGUUUUUAAUAACCCAGUUUAAUUUAAAGUGGCCUGACUAUGUUACUGAGCUUUUUAACAUACAAUCGAACACUGCUACUAUAUCAAGCCAAAUUUUUUCUCCUGAGUGUUUUUUAAGACAGAAUGGGGCUUCAUUGGAAAAUUCGUAUUACCAGAGAAUUAUUGUGCUGGCUGUUUUACCUCUCAUCCUAUGAGCAGGAGCAUUUUUUAUAUGGCUAGGAGUUGCUUAUAAAACGAAAAGAUGGAAUGUACUAAGAAGAGAGCUCAUAGCAAGUAUGGUAGUUUUGCUAUUCAUAGUCCAUCCAAAUAUUAUUGUAGCUAUGUUUGGGAUGUUUUCUUGUGAACAUAUUGAUGGGCUAGGGUUCUGGCUCCAACAAAACUUAGAAAUUAAAUGCUGGGAAGGCAAGCACUUAUAUUAUGCACUUUUAAUCGGCUUGCCGAGCAUAAUUAUUUGGGGACUCACAAUGCCUGCAAUUGUGCUAUUAAUUAUGUUCAAAAGUAGAAAAAAACUGUCGAAGCGUAAAAAUAUGCUUAAAUUUGGAUUUUUAUUUAUAGGCUAUAGAAGAAAUAGGUAUUACUGGGAAUUUUUGAUUUUAUAUAGAAAAAUCACAAUAAUUUGUAUAGCAGUUUUUAUAUUUUCCAAACAAAUUCAAGCUCUUACAGUUUUAUUUAUUUUAUUGAUCUCUUUUGCAGCACAGUCUAAUCAGCGUCCUUAUAUUUUAAGCCAUCUAAAUAAUAUGGAAACCCAAGCUAUUUUAAUAUCAACUUUUACAAUUUAUUGCGGACUUUAUUAUUUAACUGAUGAUAUUGAAGAGAUUUCUCGAGUGUUGUUAUUUGUUUUUAUUAUCAUAGGAAAUUUAUAGCAUUUUAUUUUAAAUAAUUUUAUUUUUUAUAUUUUUAAUAAACAAAGUAUAUAUAUAUAUUUAGGUAUAUAUUUUAUUUUAUAUUGGCUUUAUUAUAUGACAAAAGCUGCGAUUGAUAUUAUUAUUAAAUCUGUCCCAUAUUUAAGAAAUAAAUACAGAAAAGAUGAGCUCCCGCAAAAUAUCCUGCCAAAUGAAGCAUUAAUAAGAGGUGCAUAUAUUGACCCAAAUGAUGGAAAAUUGAAAUAUUCACUUAUCCAGAUGCCACGUGAUAAAAUUGAGUUCCCAGUCGAAAGAUAUCCUGAUAUGAAAUCACUAUAUCUUGCAGAUCUUGAAAGACGGUCAGACCAAGCUAACCAGCAAGAAAGCUAG
Molecule: messenger RNA, 7893 nt
Organism: Blepharisma stoltei
Lineage: Eukaryota; Ciliophora; Heterotrichea; Heterotrichida; Blepharismidae
Source: the annotation of a GenBank genome assembly